UCCUCCCCUAGCCGCAAAACAUGGCUCACCCCAAAGACCCUGUUGGCCACUGGAAGGACCUGGAAACAUGGCUGAGCAUUGUAACAGGCAGUCUCCUCCCUAAAGCUGCCGAAACACUGCAGCCCCUGACGCAAAACCAAUUGGAUGAGAACAUAGACAGCAUCAUGAAGCAAGACCCAAGUCAAAGCUUCAACCACAAGGAGCUAGCCAAAAUCACUGGUACUUUGAGUCACACACUCAUAGCCACCCUCAAAUUGAGUGACAGACACGCCUCCCAACUCCAACACAAGCUGACACACCUGCAAGCCCGCAUCGAGAAGCUAGAGCUAGAGGCUCAGGAACGUCUGGAACAACCAACUGAGGUGGAUGAAGGUACCAAAGAGGAGAUCGACAAACUACAAGAAGCUUUAACAGUCGUCACAGAAGAAAGAGAACAAGCCAGAGCAGAACACGCUGACGUCGCUAACAAGCUAGAUUACGCUGAACAGCUACUGAAGGAAGCGAAGGUGGACUUAAGAGACAAGAAGGCCAGAAUCAAAGCCCUUGAAACUCACCUGAGCGAAGCAAGACAUGAGAUCGACAGACUAAUGCAGGAAGUGGAUGACAUCAAAGAGGAGUCCGCCAGUGAACUCAGGCAUGCCUAUGCACUGCGCUAUGAACCUCCAAAGACAAGAUGUGCACCAGCCUCGCCCCUGCCAAGCAGGACAGGAUCCCCUGUCCCUGAGCUCUCACCUAUUGAAAGAGGUGAGAAACCAUGCCGAAGAUCUUCGCCAACACCUUCUGAAGAGCCUUACCUUACCCCACAGCGACGAGAGCCUGUGAUAGCCAGUCACAGAUCGUCAUACAGUCUGGACCUUAAAGACCUUGACAAGCUGGCCAGAAACACUGGCAAGUUUACUCCAAGUGUGUCAGGUGGUUUGGAGGUCCACGCUUAUUUGCAAGACAUUGAUUUCCACCUGGAAAUGAGACCCAACGUCUCUGAUAAAGAAAGACUGUAUUUGCUUCGAGCCACAUCCAGCACUGAGGUGCGCAGCUUCCUGGACCGACAACCGGCUCGGGUAAAGAACGAUUACCGCUUGCUCCAAGAAGCCCUCAUCAGAGAGUUUGCAAACCCUGAAUCAGAUCAAGGACUUUUAGGUGCUCUGGAGACAAAACAAGCUCGCAAUGAGUCCCCACAUGCUUACUACAACCGACUCAGGCAAGCCUUUUUCGGAACUCGCAACGAACCGAAUAUGGAAGAAGACCUGAACUUUAAGAUUCUCUUCCUGAGAAACCUCCAUCCUACAGUAAGCCAACAUCUCGGAGUACUCGCAUGCCCACGAACAAUGAGCAUCCAGCAAUUGCGAGAUUUGACACAGAAAGCCCGCGACAAACAAAAGAUGGUGUUAGAGAAAAACACUAAAAGUGCCACAGUUUUUGACUUUAACACCCAUCCAGAACUGGCACUAGAGGGUGCCCAACGCUCAAAUAGCGUGAGACCACCAUCCCCAGAGUGGAAUGCAUCUUUGUCCAAUAGACAACGGAACUCCUACGCUGACACGAGAUUCAAACAGAGGAACAGUCACUGGGAUGGACCGCGUGGACAACGACGCUCACCUGAACACCACCGGGAAAGAAACCAAUGGGGGUCGAACAAAAACUGGUCACCAUCCAAGGGAAGACAUCAAAACCCUGUAUCAUCAAGUCCAAGGAGUCAACGAAGGUACUCCAAACAUUUCCACCCUGACAACGCUCAGACUCAAUCCCAGCAAGAGAAAAAUACCCCACCGGGAUUUGACCCUCAAGAACUGGUGAAAUUGAUGAUGAAAGAGUUUCUCAAAUGCAUAGAGGAGGACAGGAAACGGAAAAGGAAAAAGCAGAUUCAGCCUGACUAG
Molecule: messenger RNA, 1874 nt
Organism: Danio rerio (zebrafish)
Lineage: Eukaryota; Metazoa; Chordata; Actinopteri; Cypriniformes; Danionidae
Source: RefSeq, a predicted model, not a curated record